This is a messenger RNA of Indicator indicator, 1446 nucleotides long. It is a transcript of the gene TANK, whose product is annotated as TRAF family member associated NFKB activator. The coding region runs from base 1 to 1446 and encodes 481 amino acids. The transcript is spliced from 8 exons. The record is from RefSeq and is a predicted model, not a curated record. Gene Ontology annotation, biological process: canonical NF-kappaB signal transduction. NCBI's taxonomy places the organism in Eukaryota, Metazoa, Chordata, Aves, Piciformes, Indicatoridae.
AUGGACAAAAACAUUGGAGAGCAACUUAACAAAGCUUAUGAAGCCUAUCGACAAGCAUGCAUGGAUAGGGACUAUGCUGUGAAAGAACUACAUCAAAAAACAGAAAACUACAUGCAGCAAAUACGUGAACAGCAGGAAAAGAUAGAGCUUCAAAACAGCAUUAUUGCAAAACUGAAAUCACAGUUAGCUGCUCUGAAUGCUAAUAGAGGUAAUGCACAUCCUUAUGUUCUGAUGCAUGAAGACACUGAAACCUCCAACUUACCUUUCAGCCAGCUCUCUGAAAAACUGAAUGUAGCAAAGCAAAGAGAAAAGCUUUUAAAGGAACAAUUAGAAAGUGAGAGCAUGAAGCUGAAGCAACUUGAGGACAAAAACAAUCAAAAGGAAAGGAAGCUUAUAUCUAUCAUUUCCAACCAAGAAGAUAAAAUAAAAACUCUGAAAAGCAAAUUGAAAGAAUUAAAUGAAGCACAAAGGGGUGUACCGAUGCCAACAUACAAAAGGGAGGUGAAAAAUAAGAAAGUCAUUCCAGCUAAGCCUGAAUUAUCUCUAGGAAUCACUGGCAUUUCAUCCCUAUCUGAAAGAGAGAAUCUGGAGACUAUUUUCCAUGACAUGGAAGAAGAGUGUCAUCGAAUAUGUAUGCUAGCCAGAGACCAAACAGACCAACUGAGUAAAUUUAAGAUAAAGCCAGAACCUGAAACUGAAAUACAGUUUUCCAUGCCGAUACAGUGCACUGAUAAAACUGAUGAACAAGCAGAAGAGCUUUUUAAGCCUCGGGUUAUAAAGGAUAUAAAUAGAGGUGCAUCAUGCAUCACAUCUAUCACACCAAGAGGAGUGGGCCAAGAUGAGGACAACAACUCUGUAGAAUCACUUUCUAAAUUUAAUGUCAAGUUUCCACCUACAGUCAAUGACUCUGCUUUCUUGCAGAGCACUCAGGAAAAACCAACAGUUCCUUGUACUGGUGUAGCUGAAGACGUGCUUGAAGAUCAUCAUUUUAACCUGGAGCAUAAAGACCAUGCUAUUAACCUCAGUAAAUUGGAACCUAACUCAUUUGCAGCUCAUGGAGUUGACCUCAUGACCUCAGCUUUACAAUGCUUCACUGUUGACAAAAUAAACCCCCCAAAUCAUGCAAAGAUGCCCAUAGAAAAUAUCCAUGACAAAAUAUGUUUAAAAACAACAGACACUGGUUUCACGCUUGUACCUAAGCACCCAAGCCAGGGUGCACCUGAAGUAAUUUUUUCUUCUUUAGAGGCUGCUGGGACGACCAUCAGAGGUCCUCAUCAGCUCAUUUGGCAGCCUCAAGACAAAAAUUUGCUGGCACAAGCUUACACAGACUCUGAACUGAAUCAGUCCAAAAUAUGUGAAUUCUGUCGAGAAGUUUUCCCACCAUCCGUAACAUCUAAGGAAGAUUUUCUUCGGCAUCUGAAUUCCCACUUCAAAGUACAGUCUUAA